ACGUCCAUGAUGGCCCACAUUAUUGGCAGCAUACUGUGCUGCUGCUCAAGGAGAAGCUUGAUUGAUGAGGAACGGGGCGAGCACACAACUCUCUUACCAUCGAACGAGGAUGGCCCGUCAACAUCGACCUAUGAUUCCACAACAAUUGAUCAUCAAAAGGCGAAGGAACGACUGCACGUUAUUGUGAAAGCUAAGGAAGGCAAGAUGGUUCGUGUCCUUGCUCGGGGUCCUUUCAAUCUCCGCAACGAUCCCGAGAACGGCCUUCCGAACGCCUCUUCCUCACGCUCAUACCGAAGUCCCUCGACGAAUGUCAGUCAAGCGAACACGAGUGGUCUCGACCCGUAUGGCGGUGAUAAUGAUAGCCGACAAUCUUCAUCAAAAUAUGUACCUUCUCCGUCCGUAAGCCGGUCUGAAUCUGCCUCGUCCGUACAACAGGCGUCUAUCUCGCGAGUCUCCACGGAUGAGUUCUCGGAACAAAACUUAGAGCACAGGCUAAAAGUACAACUCGUUUCGACUGCGAAGGGUAAUCAGCGCAUAUAUAGUCGCAGAGGAAGGAGCAAAACGAAACACGGGCGGUUUGAAGAUGACGCUGAGGGAGCAAGCAACAUGCCGACCUUAGAGGGUAUACAGAGUGUCGACAGUGGACGAGGGGACUUCUAUACUUCAGAGCAUCUAUUGCACCCUAAAUCAGACGAGGAGAAUGCUGUCGCAUCUGGGUCAAAUAAUGCGAAACGUCCACAGGUCGCGCCAUUGUCGAACGAGGAGAAUGCGGAGAUUAAGGCAAUUUCAAAACAACUAUCGCCUUGGCUAAAGGACGAAUUUGAGGAUGUUGGCACGCUUACGCGAAGCUGGGGUGACUAGCAUGUUGUUUGUGUUACUUCACGACUAUCGCGGAUGUUUAUUCGUUUAUUCAUUAUUUGGGAUGCUCAUAUGCACUACACAAAGUACUCAAGAAAACCACUUGACA
Messenger RNA from Fomitiporia mediterranea MF3/22, 967 nucleotides. RefSeq lists its product as uncharacterized. The record is from RefSeq and is a predicted model, not a curated record. Lineage: Eukaryota; Fungi; Basidiomycota; Agaricomycetes; Hymenochaetales; Hymenochaetaceae. Bases 7 to 861 code for a protein of 284 amino acids. The transcript is spliced from 5 exons.